Drosophila persimilis is the source of this 2668-nucleotide messenger RNA. It is a transcript of the gene Fem-1, whose product is annotated as protein fem-1 homolog B. The coding region runs from base 22 to 2127 and encodes 701 amino acids. The record is from RefSeq and is a predicted model, not a curated record. Gene Ontology annotation, molecular function: protein binding. The transcript is spliced from 6 exons. NCBI's taxonomy places the organism in Eukaryota, Metazoa, Arthropoda, Insecta, Diptera, Drosophilidae.
UUGUUUUUGUGAAGGUUUUAAAUGGAAGUCGAUCCGGAAGAGCUUCAGGAGGAGAAUACAUCGUUCUACAAUGGCUAUCCACUUGACUUUGAGUACUUUAACAUGGCCCACGGCAUGCUCGUGGAAAUCAGCGAGGAGCUGCGCGAAAAGUUCCCUCAUGAGGAACACUUCAAGCUACAGCAGCUGAACACUCUUUACCUGGCCGCCCGGAGCAGCCAGAUGAUGAGAUUCGUGGAGGCUCUCAACACCGCCAACAGCAAGGCGGUGCAGACAUACCUGGUCAAUACAAAUUUCGAUCAGCCAGAUGGACAAUCGCUGACCCCGCUGACGAUGGCCGCCAUGUCGGGCAAUGUGACGUUUGUGAAGACCCUUCUCUCGCACUACGAUGUGGAUCUGGAGAGGGAAUGCAAUGUCAUCUUCGAUGGCCUGGUGGUGUAUGGGGCCACAGCCCUGUGGGUGGCUGCUGGCAUGGGACAUCUACAGAUCGUGAAGAUGCUGGUCCAGGCAGGAGCGGCUAUCAAUCACAAUACCAAGGCGCAAUCAUCGCCCUUGAGAGCUGCCUGCUACGAAGGUCGCCUGGACAUUGUCCAGUUCCUGAUAGAGCACGGAGCUGAUGUAAAUGCCACAAAUCUGUUCAACAACAAUACAUUGAUGAUUGCCGCCUACAAGGGGCACCAUCUAGUCGUGAAAACGUUACUGCAGAACGGUUCGCGUCCCAACGAUCAGGCGUUGUGCGGAGCUACUGCUCUGCACUAUGCGGCCGAGAGCAGCAACCUGGAUGUGGUGCUGGUUUUGCUGGAUCAUGGAGCCACAUUAAAGAAGAAUGAAAUCGGCAUAACACCCGCCCUGCAAGCAGCAGAGCGGCUGAAUGACGAUGUCGUCGAGGCCUUCAUACAGCGGCCGGAUCUGAUGAGCCUCGAGGAGCAGAUCACAGCAUUGGAACUACUCGGGGCCACUUAUGCCAAUGACAAGACCAAGUACGACAUCAAUCGGGCCUAUAGCUAUCUGCUGCGGGCCAUGCAGCUACGUUACAGCGAUCCCCGGGGCGUGAUCCGCAAGAAGGUUCAGCCGCCAGUGCCCGCCUAUGACAGUUGGUUUGAGACCGAGAACCUGCCCGAGCUGAACGCCAUCAAGCUGAACCAUCACUCCAUACACAUGGAGUCGCUGGCCAUACGAGAGCGCAUUCUGGGACGCAACAAUCCGGACGUCCCUCAGGCCAUUGUCUACCGUGGAGCUGUGAUGGCGGACCAUGGUCGCUUCGACCAGUGCCAGGUGCUGUGGAAUUAUGCCAUUGAUCUCCGCAUGCGUAACAAUGUCUCUGUGGAUCGCGAUCUGCUGCGCUUCGCCCAACUGUUUGCCCAGAUUCUGCGCGCGGAUAAUCACCGCCUCACCCUAGACCACGUUCUGCCCGUGCUGACCAAGUGCCAGCAGGAGAUAGAGAACAACAAGUUCAAGAUACGCCAAGCGAAGCCAAAUACGUGUGCCAGUCUGCUGCAGGACCAGAACAACCAGAACUGCAUUACAGCUUUAUAUUUAAUCAAGAUUGUUACCCAGUUGGCGCGUCGCAAGAAGGACCAGGACAUCAACGAAGAGCAUAUCCAACAACUCUUCCUUGUGGUCCGAAAGUUCAUACAGAACGACACUCGUCUCAACGAUGGGCAGACUCUGCUGCACAUCGCUGUCAAUGGUGUGAUGCCUGUGGAUGAGUUCUACACGAAUGAGAUGUGCAGGUUCCCGUGCUAUGCCACUGCCCUGGUGUUGGUCCACUGCGGGGCCUCUGUGGUGGCCGUGGAUGCAGCUCGCAAUACGCCUCUGCACAUACUGGUGUCCAAAGUGAAUUCCUCGCAAGACCGACAGGGCGAGAUGGCACGCAUUCUCCAGCUAUUCGUGGAGGCAGGAGCCCACUUGGAUGCAGUUAAUGCCGCGGGACAGACAGCGGCCGCGGCUUGCAAGUCUGGCCUGGCUACCUUGGCCAACCUACUGCACGGUCAUCAGAACGCCCACACCAGCCUCAAGUGUCUGGCGGCCCGCACAAUAGCCACCCACAGGCUGAACUUCAAGGGUCUGAUACCCAUGCAACUGGAGGCGUUCAUCCAAAUGCACAGCGUGCACAAAGUGCUACCGUAGAUAGCCAAAGGGAGCAAUACCCCACCCCAAUUACUGAGUCAUUAUAGCUGUGUGUAGUAUACUCUGAGUGUAUUCUGAGCCAUGUUGGAACGAACACGUAUACGUUUAUGUAUCAACUAUAUGUACAGCCUUUAGCCAUGUGUAUGUUGGUCUGUACGUAUAUCGAAUUUAGCGACUUAAUUUAGCCAAAAUGAAGAAAGGAAACGUUUACGUUCUAUUUUUGUACACUUUUUAUUUAUCAUUCGCCAUUCUUAAUUUAUUUACAAUUACAAUCUGCAACAACUUCGACUGUACUUGGACUGACUGUUUGUUUGUAACCAUUAACCAUUAAUCGUUAAUCAUUAAUCAUUAAUCAUAACCAUAAUUAUUAAUCAUACUUCUGUAGAAUCAUUUAUACAUUUUUCUAUGUAAAACUAUGUACUAUGAGUGGUGUAAUUAAUGUUAUUCGCAGUGCAAGAGGGCGCAGGCCACCUAAGUUCAAUCAAUCGAAUUGAUUUUGUUUCGUUUAGGUGCAACUAAAAUAAAGAUCAACCAAAAUCUA